Molecule: messenger RNA, 513 nt
Organism: Camelina sativa (false flax)
Lineage: Eukaryota; Viridiplantae; Streptophyta; Magnoliopsida; Brassicales; Brassicaceae
Molecular function (GO): enzyme inhibitor activity
Source: RefSeq, a predicted model, not a curated record
AUGGCGGUCCUGUCACAAAUGCUCUCAAUCUAUUCUUCAGCCUUGACCUCCACAAAUUAUAUUGAUGCGAUAUGCAAACAUGUGGAAAACAGUACCUCCUUUAUGCAAAUGUUGAACGCCUAUCCUCCUGCCGUCUCUGCAAAUGACUUGUUUUCACUGGCUAACGUCGUGAUCAACCUCGGCAUAUCCUACGCCAACAACACGGGAGGUUUUGCCGCAGAGACGGCAAAGAAAGAGCCAGUGAAAUUGUAUUUAAAGGAGCAGUUCUGCAGGUCAUGCCGGCAAGAAUAUGACGGUAUUCAGUUGUAUUUAAUAAUGGCAAGGGGGGAGCUUAAGGAAUCUCCGAUGGGUGCAAAUUAUGAUAUCUUUCGUUGUACGGACCUCACAUUGAGCGUGAAGGAUUUGGUCGGGGGAAACAGAGACAACGCUUCGAAGACGCUCAUGGAGGUGACAUCGCAGAUGGAGAGGCUUAUAUACUUCGCUAGUGGAGCCACCAUAGCUCUUGGCGGUUGA